AUGGUGAAUAUAAAAAUGGGUAAAAAGUUGGCAAAUGGGAUAUUUAUUUCAAUUAUGGAGUAAAUAAAAAGAUGUAAAAUAAUUAUUAAUUAUAUAAUCGUUUUAGUGGCGAUGGUUCAUAUGAUUAAGUUAGUGUUGGGAUAUGGAUUGAGAUAAAGGAUAAUUUUAAAUAUGUAGAGUAUGAAAAUAGUAAGAAAAUUUAGAUUUGGAUAGAAAUGCAUGGUAAUAUAAGGGCUCCAAGAAGAACACAAAGAAAUUGAUUAGAAGGAGCGAAUGA
Messenger RNA from Paramecium primaurelia, 277 nucleotides. Lineage: Eukaryota; Ciliophora; Oligohymenophorea; Peniculida; Parameciidae. The record is from the annotation of a GenBank genome assembly.